GGCCCAGUUUUUGGGCGUCUCACAGUGCUUUUGAUCAAGGAUUCGAUUGUCGCGUUCCUUGAAGCGCCCGCUUUAGCCGUGAAACUACAGCGAACUGCGCGGUCGAUUGGGGCAAUACAAUCAUGUCUGUUGAUGUAAAACACCCGCUUGAUGCGGCCAGCACUGAUCUGUUAGAAGUAAGUCGCCAUAGACUUGAACCACUCUCGACAAAGAUGGAGGAGCGAGAUGCAGACGUCAUGAAGGCUUUUAUCCAGUCUAUGGGAACAAUGGGUGAGGUUUCAGCAGACUAUAGGGACUCCGAAGAAGAUCAGUGGAUGGAACAACAGAGUUCGGCGAGACUCUUCGAAAGAUCACGAAUCAAAGUUCUAGCAGAUGAAAGAGAAAAAGUUCAACGUAAGACAUUCACAAAAUGGAUUAACUCACAUCUUCAACGGGUUGGAGCCAGGGUAAAUGAUAUGUACCAUGAUCUACAAGAUGGAAAAAAGCUCAUUCUACUUCUUGAGAUUCUCUCUGGAGAAAAACUGCCUAAACCAUCCAAAGGGAGAAUGAGAAUUCACCAACUUGAAAAUGUAGACAAAGCUUUGACAUUCUUGAAACAAAAACAGGUCCAUUUGGAGAAUAUUGGUGCUCAUGACAUCGUUGAUGGAAAUAACAAGAUUACUCUUGGUCUGAUAUGGACAAUCAUCCUUCGAUUCCAGAUUCAAGAUAUCACCAUUGAAGGAGAAACAAAGGAGAAGAGAUCCGCGAAAGAUGCAUUGUUGCUCUGGGUUCAAUCUAAGACUGUCGGGUACCGAAACGUCACUGUGUCCAACUUCACCACUAGCUGGCGUGAUGGACUGGCAUUCUGCGCACUAAUUCACAGACACAGACCUGACCUGAUUGAAUAUGAGAAGCUCACAAAGGCUGAACCCGAGAAGAACUUGAAUCUUGCAUUUGAAGUCGCAGAAACACAGCUUGAAAUACCACAACUGCUGGAAGCAGAAGAUGUGAACGUUGACUUUCCUGAUGAGAAGUCAGUCAUCACGUAUGUUGCUGCUUACUAUCACUAUUUUGCUAAGAUGAAGACGGUGGAAGUCAGUGGCAGCAGAAUUGGCAAGGUGAUAGAACGCAUCAAGGAAAAUUCUGAGCUGAUUGAAGAGUACGAGAGGCUAGCAACUGAUCUCCUGGAGUGGAUUCAAAUUACGAUUGUUAAGCUGUCAGACAGAAAGUUUGCCAACACACUUGUCGGGGUGCAGCAACAGAUGUUGGAGUUUAAUCAGUACAGAACUCAAGAAAAACCUCCAAGGUUUGUGGAAAAAGGCAAUCUAGAAGUCCAGCUGUUUAUUCUAACGAGCAAAUUGCGGGCCAAUCAUCAGAAGAUGUACACGCCUCCUGAGAGCAAGGCACUGAGUGAUAUCAACAGAGCAUGGGAGUCGCUAGAAAGAGCCGAACAUGAGAGAGAACUUGCAUUGAGAGAGGAGCUGAUGAGACAAGAAAGACUUGAGAUGCUUGCUGCAAAGUUCGACCGAAAGGCUGCCAUGAGAGAGACAUGGCUGAAUGAGAACCAGCGCCUGGUGUCUCAAGACAACUUUGGCAAUGACAUAGCUGCCGUGGAAGCUGCAACCAAGAAACAUGAAGCCAUUGAAACUGAUAUCAUGGCUUAUGAAGAACGUAUCAAAGCCAUUGUUCAAGUUGCAGAUGAAUUACAGAGGGAAAACUUCCAUGAAUCUGAUAGAAUUCAACAGAGGAAAGACCUGAUUCUACAGCUGUGGGAGCAGCUUUUGGAGUUACUCAAACGUCGCCGUUCUCGACUGGAGAAGAGCAUGAAAUUGCAACGUUGCUUCCAGGAAAUGAUCAACACCAUUGACUGGAUGGAUGAGAUUAAGAUGGGCCUUUUGUCUGAGGACUAUGGUAAACAUUUGCUCGGUGUGGAAGAUCUGUUACAGAAACACAGCUUAGUAGAAGCAGAUAUUGCUGCACAAGCAGACCGUGUCAAGUCUGUUAACGAGCAGGCUGAAAUAUUCUUACACCUCGACAAUGAAGAGGAUGGUUUCAAACCAGAUGAAAACCAGAUCAGAGAUCAUCAAGCUGAACUAGAAGGAGCCUACAAUGAACUCUUGAUGCUCGCUGCAACAAGGCGUGGCAGGUUAGAUGAGUCACACAAGCUGCAGACAUUCUAUCGUGAUGCGGAGGAGGAAGAAAUGUGGGUGUCAGAGAAGGCUUAUUCACUGCAGUCUACAGACUAUGGGCAUGAUCUUAACAGUGCCAUGGUGCUGCUGAACAAGCAUGAGGCGGUGGAACGUGAGAUGGCCAAGCGUGACACCCACACAAGAGCAGUGAUGAAAAGUGGCCAGGAUCUUGUGGACUCUGGACACUACUCCUCAGACACAAUUCAGUCUCGCAUGCUCAGCAUUCAAAAUAAGUGGAGGAGCCUGCAUGAUGUUGCAGGAUAUCGCAAGAAGAAGAUCCAGGAAAACCUGCAGCUGCAACAGUUUAUUGCCGACUACAAUGACAUCAUGUCAUGGCUGGAUAUGAUGGAAAGGAUAGUUGCCAAUGAUGACCUUGGUUAUGAUGAGGCUAGUGCUGAUGCAUUGUUGAAAAAACACAAGAUCAUUGAAGAAGACAUUGAAAAUUACGCUUCAGUGAUCAAAGGUCUUCAUGACCAAGUUGACGAACUUGGUGACGAGGACAAGACAUCUCCUGAAGUUGUUGACAGAUGCAGAAAUGUGGACACCCGGUACAACAACUUGCAGUUACAGGCAGCAAAUCGCCGACACAAACUUCUGGAUGCCCUUUCACUCCAUCAGCUCAACAGAGAUGCAUACAUUGUGGAUAGCUGGAUAAAUGAAAAGGAGGAUAGACUUGAAGCAGCCCUAACUGUCGACAAAAGCAUGGAUUUGGAAGAAUGCCAAGUUAUUGACAACAGAUUUGAAGGCUUCCAACAAGAGUUGAAUGCUAAUGAGAAGCGUGUCGGAGUUGUUAAUGAUCUUGGAGGCCAGCUCAUUGAGAAAGGGCACAUCAAUUCUGAUGAGAUCAAAGACACUAUUGAUGGACUCAACACAAAGUGGGCAAAUCUUCGAAAUGCUGCCGAUAUCAAGAAGGCCAAACUAGACAAAGCACUCAGGCUUCAGCAAUUCCAUGCUGAUAUUACUGAGACCAAGUUAUGGAUUACAGAGAAAUCAAGUCUUCUGCUUAGCGUUGAGGAGGUCACCAACAUGAAGGACCUUGCUACUGUCAUGAUCUUGCAACGACGUCUCAACAGCAUCCAGAGAGACUUGGGACCUCUGGAAGACAAGGUCACAAAGUUAGAGAGUGAUUCUGAAGUCCUUUGCUCUGAAUACCAAGGGGAACCAGAGGAGCCCAUCAUCAGAGACAAAAUGACUGUUGUUAGCAGUGCCUGGGUUGACCUUAAAGACAAUGUGAAGCAGCGAGAUGAUGCUCUUGCGGAAUCUGGAGAACUACAACGCUUUGUCAUUGAUCUGGACAACUUCCAAAUAUGGUUGAACAACACUCAGAAUGAAGUUGCCUCCGAGGAGAUGCCAGUGUCGCUCAUUGACGCAGAGAAGAUGUUGAAAGAACUUGAAGAUCUCAAGGAUGAGAUUGACAGCCGCGAGCCAGACUUCAAGCAGCUGAUGGAAAGCGGACCCAAGUGGAUUCAAGACGAAUCUGACCUCCAGCAACAAUCACUCAAAGAACAGCUUGAUAACCUGGAGACCGGCUGGAAUGAUGUGCACAUCCUGUGGGCAAACAGAAAGAAAAUGCUCAUUCAGGCUUUGAACCAUCAGCUGUUCAUCCGAGACUCCAAACAAUGUGAAGCCAUUCUUGGCCAACAGGAAUUGUUCCUGUCCAAGGAAGAAAGUGGAGCCACCGUAGAAGCCGUGAAGGAACUGAUUAAGAAGCAUGAAGAAUUCGAGAAGCGCAUGAACACCAAUGAUGACAAGAUCAAUCAAAUGAUGCAGUUUGCUGAACGCUUGAACGAUGAAAAUCACUACGCCUCAGACAAGAUCACUGAGAAAGCUCGCAGCAUUGAUGAAAGGCAAGCAGCAAAGUCUUUCUUCUUUAUAAACUACUAUUUUGAGGUUUUCUACAAUUCAAAGCUGUUCAUCCGAGACUCCAAACAAUGUGAAGCCAUUCUUGGCCAACAGGAAUUGUUCCUGUCCAAGGAAGAAAGUGGAGCCACCGUAGAAGCCGUGAAGGAACUGAUUAAGAAGCAUGAAGAAUUCGAGAAGCGCAUGAACACCAAUGAUGACAAGAUCAAUCAAAUGAUGCAGUUUGCUGAACGCUUGAACGAUGAAAAUCACUACGCCUCAGACAAGAUCACUGAGAAAGCUCGCAGCAUUGAUGAAAGGAGAAAUGCCAACCACGAGAAGAUGGCGGCCGCACUGAGGAGGCUGAGAGAUGCUUUGGAGUUACAACAGUUUAUCCAAGAUGCUGAAGAUAUGUACGACUGGCUGAAUGAGCGGUUAUUAAUCGCAUCAGAAGAGACUUACAGAGACCUGAGCAACAUUCAGGGAAAAGUCAUGAAGCACCGAACGUUUGAAGCUGAAAUCCAGGCUAACAAAGAACGACUUGAUGACAUCUGUGAGACGGGAAACAACAUCGCCGAUGAGAAACCAGAAAACAGACCAGAAAUCGAUGAACGUUUGGAGAAACUGAAUAUUAAGUGGCAAGAGUUGGCUGAUGCUUCCAAGCAGAAGGGAACCAAGCUAGGAGAUGCACAGAAACAAGAGGAAUUCAACACUGGCGUCCAAAACAUCCAGCAAUGGUUCGCGGAGGUUGAGCAAACUGUAGUUACUCACGAGAAGGCGACUGACUUGACAACAGCCACAAGACUAUACCAGAAACAUAAGAUGAUGGAAAAAGAGAUCUUGGCAAGGCGACAGCGUAUGCAGGAAUUGAACAGCCAAGCUCAAGACCUGGUUGAUGCCGGUCAUUUUGAUCCAAAUGCUGUGGAAGAAACUCGCAUUGUCAUGGAGGAAAGGGUCGAUGCUAUGGCUGCCCCAUUGUCCGAGAAGGGCGUGGAGCUAGAGCGCACUCUUGGCUUCUUCCAGUUCAACAGAGAUGUGGACGAUGAAGAGGCCUGGAUCAAAGAGAAGGAGCCCCUGCUGCAAUCGACAAACUAUGGAAACAACUUAUUUGAAGUGCAGAAAUUACAGAAGAAGCUCCAGACUUUGUGUGCCGAAAUUGAAAUCCACGAAGCUCACAAAGACUCCAUCUGCAAACGCGGACAAGAACUCGUCGAUUCUGAACAUCCAGAAGCUGACCAAGUGGCCGAGAGAACCCAGGACCUGCAAGAGAAGUAUGGUAAUCUCAAAAAACUCGCAGACGACUACAAAGCUCAACUGGACUUGUCACUCCAGGCUAAACAGUACUACUACGAUGCGUCAGAGGCUGAGUCGUGGAUGAGCGAACAAGAACUGAAUAUGAUGGGUGACGAGCGAGGAAAGGAUGAGGCGAGCGCCAGCGCCAUGCUCAAGAAGCACGAAACACUGGAGGCAGCCAUUGCUGAUUAUUCCGAGACAGUUAACGAACUGGGCGACACGGCUAAAGCACUGGUGGACAGCGGACACCCAGAAGGCGAGCAAGUUAAGAUCCGCCAAGCUCAAGUGGACAAACUGUAUGAAGGACUCAAGGACUUGGCAGAGGAGCGCAGAGGCAAGCUGGACGAGACACUGAAGCUUUAUCAGCUGCAAGGCGAAAUCGAUGAUCUGGAACACUGGAUCGCUGAGAAAGAAGUUGUGGCUGGAUCAGAAGACAUCGGACAAGAUCUCGCUCAAGUGGAGUUGCUCAUCGAGAAAUUCCGCGAGUUCGCGCGCGACACCACGAACACUGGCUCCGAGCGCGUGGCAGCAACGAACGCUGUGUGUGACCAGCUGAUCGGCACAGGCCACUCGGACGCGGCCACAAUAGCUGAGUGGAAAGAUCAGAUCAAUCAGUCCUGGGCCGACUUACUGGAACUCAUUGACACGAGGACAAAGAUGCUAGAAGCCGCCCGCGAGUUGCACAAAUUCUUCUACGAUGCUAAAGAAGUGCUGGCGAUGAUUCAAGAGAAAGAGAACCUCCUCACAGAUGACCUGGGUCGAGAUUUGAACAGUUUACAUCAACUGCAAGUCGUUCACCAGGGAUUUGAGGCAGAUCUGGCCCCUCUUGGCAACCAGGUCGUCGCCGUCCAAGAGGAGGCUAAUCAUCUCCAGGGCUCCUACGCCGGUGACAAAGCCAGGGAAAUUCAAGCCAAAGAAGACGAGGUGGAAGACGCAUGGAAGCGGCUCAAUUGGCGGGUAAAACAACGCACUGAGCGCUUACAUGACGCCGACGACUUGUACAGAUUCCUACUGGCUGUUCAGGAUCAGAUGUUGUGGAUGAAUGACAUGUUGAAGCAGAUUUUAACCUAUGAGAAAGCGAAGGACGUACCCGGAGUCGAGGUCUUGAUGGAACAACAUCAGAACAGAAAAGUAGAAAUCGACGCCCGGGAGGACAGUUUCGACGAUGUCGUGAAGAUGGGCAAAGAUCUGAUCGCCAGAAAUCACUAUGCUACUCCUGAGAUCAAUGAGAAACUUGACAUGUUGAACAGACACAAAGACGAGUUGUCGCUUGAGUGGGACAAGAGAUGGGAACACCUGCAAUUAGUCCUCGAAGUCAUGCAGUUUGCACGUGAUGCUCACAUGGCUGAAGGAUGGAUGAUCGCACAGGAACCCUACCUGAAGAACGAGAACCNUUUUUCGUGUGAAUACUUCGUCUGUUGCCCUUUCAUUGGUCAGCGAACAAGAAGCGACCAAGGUACUAACGAAGUGAUUUUCUUUUUUCAAGCAGAAACGGACGAAAGCGUGACUGAUGGCAAGAUGGAAGGCUACCUGUAUCGCAAACCGACCAUGGACGCCCCCAACAGAAAAGCACCAAUCAGGCAAUGGAAACAAUUCUAUGUUGUACUGCAAGAAAUGUCACUUCAUUUCUACAAAGAUCAGAAGACCGCCCGAGCGGAUCACGAGUCUGCUCACUCACUACCGACAAUGGACGGCUCUGUGGAGAAAGCCACCGACUACACCAAAAGAAAGAACGUCUUUAGAUUCAAGACAAAUGCUGGUCAAGAAUUCCUUUUCCAAGCAAAAGACGAGGAUGAUAUGAACCUCUGGAUUAAACACAUUCAUGAGAGUUUCAGAGAAGAAUCCGCUGGUAAAGACGUCUCUCCUGGAAAGAAGACAGAAAAACGCGGCGGCAGUGGGAUUUUCGGCAAGCGAAGAAGCAAGAACUUAGAGAAAGAAAAGGAGGAGAAGAAAUAAAAGACACUUAAAAAAUACACUAGGUUACAAAUUAUGAACAUCUGUGAAACACUCAGUUAAUCGCAGUAUUUAGGAGUUUCAUUUGUAAUGGAGCGUGUUUAAAAAUUGUUCAUUGGUUCUCUGGUACGGUAUGUUGUUAAAACCGGAAAAGCCUGUUUGUGAAGUUUUAUUGUGUAACGUUCUCUUGCCAAGCAAAAACAAACUAAGAAAGUUGUGUUUGAUUCUGCGCAAAGAUUUUGUUUCCCGUUCAGUUGAAGGAGGCAAUAGACCAAAGUAAAAAUGGACAAGUUAAUGUCCAAGAGAUCAACAGUUAUGCAUUGCAGACGAUCGAAAAUCGCUUGAACAAAGAGAGAAUUGCAAAGUCAUUAGAAUGGGAAGGCAUUCUUUUCUAGUUGCUUGUUAACCGGAGAACCAAGUUUAUUAGUUAAGCAAUCCCUUGUUUAUAGGUGUGCUUUGUUUUGUCAAAUACGGUCUUCUACAGACGGGGGAAAAAGGUGAAAUUGGAUUAUAGGUAUUUUUCAUUUAUUUUAGGUCCUUAUAUUUUGUGUUACACCUGCCCUAAAACGAGUAAGACUUGAGGGUUAAUUAGACAAGAAAUCUCCAUUCGUUUUGUUCUUGAUAUUAUCUCUCUGCGCUAAAAGAAUGAAUUAAGAAAAGUGUUUUCUCAAGCAAUUGAUAAGCAAAGAUAUAAUCUUGGUUACAUUGGAAACAAUUAGAGUAAAGUUGAUUUAUACUCCUUUCUGUUUGUUUUCUGUUGAUUCACCUUAAAUUGUGUAGUAAAAUAUUGUCAUCAGCGUUGAGCUGGUCAUAAAAUGUGAGAAAUAAAGUUAAAUAACGUCAAA
Orbicella faveolata is the source of this 8098-nucleotide messenger RNA. Its product is annotated as spectrin beta chain, non-erythrocytic 1-like. The record is from RefSeq and is a predicted model, not a curated record. Gene Ontology annotation, molecular function: phospholipid binding; structural constituent of cytoskeleton; actin binding. Gene Ontology annotation, cellular component: spectrin. Lineage: Eukaryota; Metazoa; Cnidaria; Anthozoa; Scleractinia; Merulinidae.